CAGAACCAGAACCUUCUGUGUUACAAAAAAAAAAAAAAAAGAACCAGAACCUUCUUGUAACCGAUUAUAAAAUCUCAAUUUCGAUCCCCAGCUUCUCUCUCUAGAGCUUCCCCCACACCUCGAUCCUCUCUAUCAUCAGCCAAUGGCAUCGCAAGCUAGCCUUCUCCUCCAGAAACAACUCAAAGAUCUCUGUAAGCACCCUGUUGAUGGAUUCUCCGCCGGACUCGUGGACGAGAAGAAUAUAUUCGAGUGGAGCGUUACCAUUAUCGGACCUCCAGAUACUCUCUAUGAAGGAGGAUUCUUUAACGCUAUCAUGACCUUCCCGCAGAAUUAUCCUAAUAGCCCACCAUCAGUGAGGUUUAUUUCAGACAUGUGGCAUCCUAAUGUUUAUUCUGAUGGUCGUGUUUGCAUAUCGAUUCUUCACCCUCCCGGUGAUGAUCCAAGCGGUUAUGAGCUCGCCAGCGAGCGUUGGACCCCUGUUCAUACUGUUGAAAGUAUUAUGUUGAGUAUUAUAUCUAUGCUCUCUGGUCCCAACGAUGAGUCUCCAGCAAACGUUGAAGCUGCUAAAGAGUGGCGAGAGAAGAGAGACGAGUUCAAGAGGAAAGUGAGCCGCUGUGUCAGAAAGUCUCAAGAAAUGUUGUGAUCAACUUCAGACUUCACACCUUUGAGAUCUCUCUGGAGUUUCAUCCCUAUCUGAAACUUUUCAAAAUUGUCCAGACACAACUUGUUAUAACCCGGUCUACAUCGUUUUGUUGCGUUCGAGAACCAGAGCGUUCUGGAAAGUGUUGUUCUUGAGAAACUGGCAAUCAUAAUGAUAAAUUUUAGUACUCUUUAAGAAUGCUUUAGUAUGAGGAAUGAUUUGCUCUCUUAUUUUGCCCUGUUGGCAGUUCACAGUUUGUUUUUGUUGAA
This is a messenger RNA of Brassica napus (rape), 909 nucleotides long. RefSeq names its product ubiquitin-conjugating enzyme E2 7. The record is from RefSeq and is a predicted model, not a curated record. Lineage: Eukaryota; Viridiplantae; Streptophyta; Magnoliopsida; Brassicales; Brassicaceae. Bases 143 to 643 code for a protein of 166 amino acids. The transcript is spliced from 6 exons. Gene Ontology annotation, biological process: ubiquitin-dependent protein catabolic process; protein polyubiquitination. Gene Ontology annotation, molecular function: ubiquitin conjugating enzyme activity.